AUGGUCCGGAUGUCGGACCAUGCCGAAAUCCGGUUAGGAGAGUGGGAAGGAAACUUUCGGCGGUUUUUGAUGAGAUCAUUUUUUUUGUCCGACCGGUGGGAAUUGUAUUUUGUAAGUGCGAAUUAUUCUGGGGUUAAUCCGUCGGCCUGUGAAACUGCGUCCAGUUCUUCCGAUCUGAGCGAAGAGGAAGAUAUGGCUGACGAAGUCGCCGUAGCGGCGCCAGGCACAUCGGCGGCGGCUGCCGGCGUGGCCGAAGGCGAGCAGCAGCAACAAAACGGCUUCUCCGUGUUUGGCAUGCUGAAAGGCUUGCUCAUUCGCGGAGUCAUCUUCUACAUUAUCGCCAACUUCUUCCGACGUCCGGCCCCACAAACAGGCGAUAAUCCGUCAUCCGUCGGACUAAAGCCCGCGUCCAACCUGUUUCAGAACGGCACCAUGAUGGACUUGUUUGUAGCAUUUGGGCUGAUGUACAUUUUCAAUUCCGAGGUUCUUGACAGAAUUCCUUUUAUUCUGGUCGGGCCUUCAAGUGCGAAGGCUGACAUCUGCGGAAAAUCGCCGGAUCCGAGCACCACGAAGCUUUACAGCCGGCGUUACACAGUGGGCAAAACCCAUCGAUUGAACAAGUUCAAGCGCAAGAAGCACGUGAUGACUCAAAACCUUCUCACUGGACAAACAGCUGCUUCUGCUGACGAGACUCGCUACGCUCAGAAUCCCAAAGGCGAGAUCGUG
Messenger RNA from Notodromas monacha, 726 nucleotides. Lineage: Eukaryota; Metazoa; Arthropoda; Ostracoda; Podocopida; Cyprididae. The record is from the annotation of a GenBank genome assembly.